Lolium perenne is the source of this 926-nucleotide messenger RNA. RefSeq lists its product as uncharacterized. NCBI's taxonomy places the organism in Eukaryota, Viridiplantae, Streptophyta, Magnoliopsida, Poales, Poaceae. The record is from RefSeq and is a predicted model, not a curated record.
GGGUGGAGCUUUGGCGGCUGCGUGUCUUCUUUACCCGGCCGAUCGACCCGCCUAGCGCGACCGGUUCAGAGCUGACCACCACGACCCGUCGCAAUCCAGCGCCGCCCAUCUUCACCGCGCCGGCAACAAAGAACUAGAGCAUACGGAUGACAGUGAGCAGAGCGAGUUAGAAAGUGGCAGCGAUCACACCACUGUAUAUAUGGGCCGCACUCAAAAUCUAGUUCCACCUCACACUGAGGUCUACAGCACACAGUCACCGUGCCAUUCCAUCUCGAGCAGAGCACGAGACGCGCCAUCUCCAAGUUGCCGGCACCGGCGAUCUAAUGGCUAGCCUCGUGUCCCGGCCGCGACGGAGCGUGCAGAUGUACUGGGCGAGGAGGAGCUACCAGCGCCUUGGCGGCUCGCCGUCGCGGCACCUCAAGGUGGCCCGCCUCGGCGGCAGGGCCAGGCGCAGGACGCGGGCACCAGGCGCCGUGCGGCGGAUGGCCGCGCUGCUGCUGUCGCCGGUGCGCCUACUCGUGAGGCUGCGGGACGCGUACGUCGACGCGAUGCUAGCGCUGGCCGCCGGGGGCGCCGCGCGGCCGUGCGCAGCGCUGGCGACGGCGAAGCCGGGGGAGCAAGGCUCGCUAUGGGCGAAGCGGGUGCCCCGGGCGAGGUCAACCGGCGGGCGGAGCAGCGACUUCGAGCGGCGGAUGAUGGCGCACAUCUACAGCACGCUCGCCACGCCGGAGCUGCCCGGCGCCGCGGCCUGAACCUUAGACGCGCGGCUCGUGGGCAACAGUAAUUUCAGUAUGUCGGCGUCCGCGACGGACAGCAAGUGUCAUCUGUGUGUGUGUGUGUGUUUUAACAAUUUGCGGGGUGUUACAAGAAUACAAGUACUAGUGCACAUUAAUAUCGCUAAUACAGUACGAGGAUGUUAAUAUGCU